Cyphomyrmex costatus is the source of this 1893-nucleotide messenger RNA. Its product is annotated as probable serine/threonine-protein kinase kinX. The record is from RefSeq and is a predicted model, not a curated record. The coding region runs from base 241 to 1758 and encodes 505 amino acids. Lineage: Eukaryota; Metazoa; Arthropoda; Insecta; Hymenoptera; Formicidae. The transcript has 4 exons.
UACCAAGCGAACAUAGAUAUGAAUCGAUGUAAAUAUUACGAGUUUUAAUAAGCUUUAUAUAGAUGAAAUUUGCAUGUCAACCUCGACAAAAGAUGAAGGCAGGAUAUUGACAAUGUUAAAAUAUAGAUAAUAAAAGUUGUUUAAAUCACAUUUCGCUAUUUUUGCGAAAUUGUGAAAUUAUGAAUGUGUCUCGUAUAUAAAUAUGUAAUCUGCGGAAGCGCAAAAUAUUAUAUAUUCUAAAUGUCUCGUGACUUUAUAAAAAACCGAUGUCCCGUAACUUGUCCCAAAGUCAGGGAACAACUCCGUAUCGCAAUCAAGGAAUUGCCUAAUGUAACGGAUGGGAUUUUUCCACGGAAGAAGAACGAUGUGGAACUGCGACUUCCGUCGGAUAUUAUUUCGAGAGAUAUACGAGACGAACCGAAACGUGUAAUCGAGACAGCAUAUGUACCCGUCAAUGACGUACGAACUGAAGAGUUAAAGGACAUCGAAACAAAACCAGUAGUUUUUCCGAAGCUUCCAAUCAUUAAGGAACCAACUGUCAUUCCAACAGAAAAGAUAGUUAAUGAUAUUGAAGAAAAAAUUGAUUUAGAAAAAGAGAAAUUAAUCGAAGAAUCUACAAUCAUACCGAAAGUACCUAUCACUCCAAUAAAAAAAGUAAAUGAUCGCGAUGAAGAGAGAAUUGAUUUUAUUGAAGAAGAAAUAGUUAAGAAACCCACAAUCAUCCCGGAAGAACUUGUCACUCCAUUAAAAACAGCAAUAGAUCGCGAUGAAGAGAAAAUUGAUCUUAUUGAAGAAGAAAAACUAAUCGAAGAACCCACAGUUGUCCAAAAAGAAAUUGUUAUUCCAACAGAAGAAAUAGUAGAUCGCGAUGAAAAAAAAAUCGAUUUGAUUACAGAAGAAAAAUUAGACCAAGAACCUGUGAUCGUCCAGAAGGAAACUGUCAGUCCGAUAGAAAGGAUAACAGAUCGCAAUGAUGAAAAAAUUGAUUUUAUCGAAGAGAAAGAUCUGAUUGAGGAAAGAAUCGCAGAAGAAUCUAUAAAGAAAGUUUCGGUUGAGGAACCUGAGAUUAUCGAAAACGAAAUUGAACGGGCGCCAGCACCAAAAAUUGAAUUGGAACCGUCGCGAGAAUUAGAAGACCAUUUCGAGCCAGAGGAAGCCAUAGAAUAUGACGAAGAGGAAGAAGGCAAGACUGACUAUGAGCAAUAUAUUGACGAGGAAUUGCAGGAGUUUCUACCCGCUGUAAUAGCGAGGGAAAUUCCGGAGGAGCCGAGGGCGGUGCGUACUGAAAUUUCCAGGAAUGCGGCCACCUUGUACGAGAAAAUCGAUCGCGAAAGACCUGUUAGACCACCGAGGGAGCGAGAAGCAGUGACCGCAAUGCCUGAAGAACGACCGGUCAGAGAAGAAGUAUCUGUGAAACGAGCUCGCGAGAACUCGACGAUAGCAGAGCAGAUCGUUUCACGUAAACCUGUAGUCGUAGAAGAUGCUUGCGAGGAGGAGACAUGUCCUUUAAUAAAACAGCAGAAAGAACGCAUUAUGCGCAAAUUGGAGAUACGGCAGCGACUCGUAGAUCAUUAUUAUCUGACGAAAGGUUUCAGCUACUUCGAGGACGUGUGCACGUGCUCUCUGGCUUGUAUGGUGUAUAGUUUGAGCAGGGAUCCGUUCGUAAAGAGUAUAUUCGCGUCUCUCGCAUUAUUUGCAAUCGGAUUGAAGCUGUGCUCCGAACUAGAUGCGUGGGAGAUGCCAAAUCGCGUUUCAUAAGACCAAAAUAUCGAUAAUGGCCAACACGUAAUCUUCACUUAAGCCUCUUAUAGAACCACGACGAUUUGCAUUUAGAUUAACGAGACACCAUUAACGCAUGAUGUGUAAUAACUCGUUUAUUCAAUAUACAGCUAU